CAAGAAACCCUUCUACUUCCAUUCCCCUAAAGCACUGACCCUCUUGUUCACAGUAGACGGAGAGAGAGAGAAUGGGUGGGUGCUUUUCGGACAGAAAGGGAGGACAACAGGCUAUAGGAGGGGCACAACAAAGGCCCAUGGCCAUGAGCGAUGAAAGAGCUGCUGAACCCAAUGAUGCAGUUGAUUACUUCUUCAGGGCUCGCGGUUAUCAUGGCCUCUUCACCCAACUCGAGUUAUCAUUGUCUGCUGCAAAUUUACUUGAUCGGGACAUCUUUUCAAAGAGUGACCCUAUUGCCGUAGUGUAUACAAAGAAAAGGGAUGGAACACUUGAGGAACUUGGUCGUACGGAAGUGAUUAUGAAUGCGCUCGACCCUGCUUGGAUUGAAAAAAUUCCAAUUGCAUAUCAGUUUGAGAUUGUUCAGCCAUUGGUGUUUCAUGUGUUUGAUGUUGACUCCAAGUAUCACAAUAUACCCGUGAAGACGCUGAGGUUGAACGAGCAAGAAUUUCUUGGAGAAGCGAGUUGUGUUCUGUCAGAGAUAGUGACCAAACAGACUAGGAGUUUGACGCUUCAACUACAUAACAGAGAUGUACAUGGAGGCAUGAAAAGAUUAGGGACACUUACUGUCCGUGCAGAGGAAACAAAUGCUUCGAAGGAAGCUGUUGAGAUGAUACUCCGUUGUUCUCACUUGGAAAACAAGGAUCUCUUCUCUAAAAGUGACCCUUUCUUAAGAGUUUCUAGAAUUGUUGAGAGUGGUGGUACUAUUCCAAUUUGCAAGACAGAAGUGGUUAAUAACAACUUAAAUCCAACUUGGAAGCCCCUCCGGCUGACUAUGCAGCAAUUUGGAAGCAAGGAUAACCCACUGGUUAUAGAGUGCCUUGAUUUCAAUGACAAUGGCAAGCAUGAACUUAUAGGACAACUUCAAAAAUCAGUAGCUGACUUGGAGAAAAUCUACAAGGAAAAAAUUGGAUUGAACUUUCAUUUGCCAUCUUUUCACCAUGGCCAUGGUCAUGGCCAUGAGAAGGUUUUGAAGGGCCAACUAUUUGUGGAUGGGUUUUCUGAGAAAAUGAUGUACAGUUUCCUGGAUUACAUUUCUAGUGGCUUUGAGCUUAACUUUAUGGUUGCUGUUGACUUCACAGCUUCAAAUGGAGAUCCUCGGCUCCCAGAAUCCUUGCACUACAUUGAUUCUUCAGGUCGAUUAAAUGCGUACCAGCAGGCUAUAUUGGAGGUUGGAGAUGUCAUCCAAUUUUAUGAUUCUGACAGGCGUUUUCCUGCUUGGGGUUUUGGUGGAAGGCUAAGUGAUGGUGUAGUCUCUCAUUGUUUUAACUUGAAUGGACAUGCUGGAGAUUCGGAGGUUGUUGGAGUAGAUGGCAUCAUGUCUGCUUAUGCAAACACACUACGUACUGUUUCUCUUGCCGGGCCCACUUUAUUUGGGCAAGUUAUCAAUAGAGCUGCACAAAUUGCAAGCCAGACUUUCUCGAGCAAGUACUUUGUUUUGCUCAUCAUUACGGAUGGAGUGCUUACGGAUCUUCAAGAAACUAAAGAUGCUCUUGUGAGGGCAUCCGAUCUACCAUUUUCCAUUCUUAUAGUUGGAGUGGGAGCUGCAGAUUUUAAAGAAAUGGAGAUCCUUGAUGCUGAUAAGGGACAACGAUUAGAGAGUUCUACAGGACGGGUAGCGACACGUGACAUCGUACAGUUUGUUCCAAUGCGUGAGCUGCACGGUGGUCAGAUUUCUGCUGCCCAAGCUUUGUUGGAAGAACUGCCACGGCAGUUUUUGUCAUACAUGCAGGUCAGGGAUAUCAAACCAAUCCGAGAUUAG
This is a messenger RNA of Telopea speciosissima, 1817 nucleotides long. Its product is annotated as protein BONZAI 3-like. The transcript has 16 exons. Gene Ontology annotation, cellular component: plasma membrane. Gene Ontology annotation, molecular function: calcium-dependent phospholipid binding. Bases 72 to 1817 code for a protein of 581 amino acids. Lineage: Eukaryota; Viridiplantae; Streptophyta; Magnoliopsida; Proteales; Proteaceae. Gene Ontology annotation, biological process: cellular response to calcium ion. The record is from RefSeq and is a predicted model, not a curated record.